Zingiber officinale is the source of this 1068-nucleotide messenger RNA. RefSeq names its product programmed cell death 6-interacting protein-like. The record is from RefSeq and is a predicted model, not a curated record. The transcript has 3 exons. The coding region runs from base 1 to 1068 and encodes 355 amino acids. Lineage: Eukaryota; Viridiplantae; Streptophyta; Magnoliopsida; Zingiberales; Zingiberaceae.
AUGGCUAAAGAGGCUGCUAUGUUCUGGGCCUAUUCGCGUGAAUCAAGAAGGCUGCCCAGCAAUGUUUUGAAGGCUAUGGGCGAGGAAAUCGCAAGAGGCCUCGCUGUUCCCUCGACUACUUCCUCCCAGGAAACAGCAACGGAGCCAGCAGAGUCCUCCAGCCAACUUCUUCUGGAAGUUGUCCUCCUAGAAGCUAGCUCUGCAGCCCUGGAGCCCAUCGCGGAGGAGCGGAGAUCCGAGUCACUAAGGGCUCAGGUUCAAGAAUUGGAGUUGUCCCUCACUCCCCGCGAUCUGCUCGACCCUCUGACUGUGGAUGACCUUCUGGAUUCUUAUCUUCACUCUGUAGGGGAGUCCGCUCGGUCAGCUAGGAAUCUGGCUCAGGUAUCAUCCGAAAAUAUAAAGGAAUUACAAGCGGCCCUGAAGACCAGUGAUUCAAAAUUGAACUCAAAGGGUCAGCGUCAUCACCAGUUGGCGACAGAGUUGGAGGAGAAAGAGUCAGAGCUGGUCGCUUUCUCUGCGGAUCUGAAGGCACUCCAGGAGUCUAAUAAAGCCUUGCAGAAAGACCUAGGAGUUGCACGAGCAGACCUGGCCGCAAGUGCUGACCGGGAAAAAGCUCUCCAGGCUCAACGGGAUCUGGACCAGGCUACUAUCAAGUCUCUUCAGGCAGAUCUUCUCAAAGUCCAGGCGAAGGCUUCUACCCUCAAGCAGGAGAAUGCGCUGGCUCUGGCAGCUGCAGACAAAGUAAAGGUAGAGCUGGUGGAGUACAGGUCAGGCGAAAAUGAUCGUCUUAGAGCCUAUAGAAUUUCCUACGUUGAGUCUCCGCUCUUCCAGAAGAAGAUAGGUGAUCUAAUCGAUCGGAUGCUCUGCUACGGGGGCAUGGGUGUUGUGCCCCAGUUGUUUGAACAAGGACUUCUUCGCUCUACCCCCUUAAACGACUUCCUGGAUAGGGAUCGCCUGAUGCGAGAACUUCCUGAUGAAGCCUUCCCAUCCUUCAUUGCAGACGAUGACUUUCUGGCUGUUCCUGUUCCUCCCCCGAGGGAUAUACCUCCUACAGAGCCUCAGCCAUAA